CCCAAAUACACUCGAAAAUGAAAUUCCAUCGGAUAAUCCACCAACUGGCUCCGAGGAGUUUCUUCCUCUCCCUCCAAUUGACGCCUGUCCGAAACGGAAAUGGCGCUGAGCUUCUCCAUUAGCGCCACAAUUUUCCCUCCAAAUCAAGGUUUCUCCUCUGCUUCCUUGCUUCGGCUACUGCUGCUUGCUUCCCUACACCAUUCCAUGGCGCUUCAUCUCUUUCCGCUUCCGUUUCAGAGGAAUCGAAGUUCAAGAACAGAAAGACUGCUAAAGGGAUCGAGAAUGCCAGAAACCUCGUCAAAACAUCCAGGGUUCUUUCCCUCGCGACUUCUCCGCACGAGUCGUUGCAAAAGGGAAACUGGGUCAAGCUCAUCUGUGGUGCAAGCUUUGAGGAUGUUGUGGAUAUCAGGAAUCUAUCCAUGGUUUACACCUUAGCUGGAGUCGAUUGCAUUGAUUGUGCUGCUGAUGCUGCGGUGGUGAGUGCUGUUAACGAAGGAAUCGACGCUGCGAUGGAGGUUGUGGAGCUUCGGAGGCCUUGGGUUAUGAUAAGUGUCAACGAUGACGAUGAUCUGCAUUUUCGUAAAGCUGGUAGGUGCAAAGAGUGUUUCAAAAACUUCCUAACUUAGGUUAAAAGGUUGGGAGACUUGCUCCGAAUUUCAUUUAGAGUUUGAGAAUGAGAAAAGAAGUAACCGAAAAUUCCAAUUAGGAGAAUGUUCAGGUGUUCUAUUGCAACCUUCAAGAGGCGCAGAGAGAAUUUUGGAGAGAUGAAGUUACAUAAACAGGUCCAAGUGUUAUGCUUGAGUAAUAGAAGAACUGUCUGCUCUUGCUUGGAACCCUUUAUGGACCUUUGUCAUAGGCUCUCAGUGGGCUUUAAAAGCUCCAUUCGACAAGUUUGCUUUGAGGUUUUCAUUAGUGUGUAACGUGGACGAAGGAAUCUGUCCUAACAAGUUCAACACGACUUCUUUAGAGGAGAUUCCUUGCUCAUCCAUCAGUUAUUGCAGAGUUUGAUCCGGACGAUUGUCCGAUGGAUUGCUCGAGGCCAUGCGAGCUUGUGUGUCCUGCAAAUGCAAUUAAGUUAGAUGAUCAUGGUGGAGUCAUAACUGAGCGUUGUUAUGGCUGUGGUCGUUGCUUCCCAGUGUGCCCAUACGACAAAAUCAGAGAGGUCACAUAUAUAAGAGAUGUUGCUACUACUUCUGAGCUCUUGAGGCGAAGUGAUGUCGAUGCCAUUGAGAUACAUACAAGCGGAAGGCAAACUGAUCCUUUCAAGGAGCUAUGGGAUGGUUUAAGAAACUCAACUGAAUGCAUGAAGCUAGUAGCUAUUAGCUUGCCUUAUACCGGCGAUUCAACUAUGUCUGUAAUGAAUGAAAUGCAUUCUAUCAUGGAGCCUCAUCUAAAAUGCCUCAACUUAUGGCAGGUCUGUUGAAACACUGCAUAAUUAUGUUAGAGAUGGCUUCUUUAUGCGCAUCUCUUACUGUUAUAAUCUCUAUCUUGUAUGUCUUAUAAUGAACAAAGCUGGAUGGCCGCCCAAUGAGUGGUGAUAUUGGACGAGGGGCCACAAGGGAGUCGAUUGCAUUUGCUGUUCGAUUGGCUGCUGCUAAAGACAGGCCUCUUGGUUUCCUUCAAUUGGCUGGUGGCACAAAUGCUCACACGGCAGAUGGAUUGAGAAAGGAAGGGCUAUUCCAGACAACCUUAGGGAACUCAAACGAUGUGAGAUCAGUCCUUGCUUCACCUUCCAGCGCUUUCAUUGAUGGUGUUGCUUAUGGUGGGUACGCCCGAAAGAUUGUAGGAAGAGUGCUGAGCUCCAUGCCAUCACAGCAGGGUCCCGGCUCCAUCGAGGAUUAUCCCGAGCUUCUGGUGGAAGCACUAGGGCUGGCUCUUGGCUUGGUUGGCUCCCACAGGGACCAUGCUCUUAGCCAGAAGAAGUUAUUUGUGGAUGAUGUGGAAUUGAGAAUUGAUGAGGUGGAAGUCAGAGGAUGGGCCAACUAACCGAGUAACUAAGCUGUUGGAAGAAAUGGAGUAGAUGGUAUGGCCCUCUCAUGUAUUCGUCAAGUCAAGGUAUAGGUAUGGUGCCUCUCUCUUCCUCCAGUUAUGAUGUAAAACCUUACCCAACUAUAGAAAACCUAAAUGCAAGAAGAUGGAGAAUAAAGUCGAGGAGCAAGUGACUGGUUCUCGACAUUUCUCAAGUAGAUCUAGCGUGCUAGUUAUUUUGGUUGUAAUAGCGGUAAGAUUAUUGAUGUAAUUUUCAUUAGCACUCCCGUGACUAAGAAGAACGACAAAGUCCACAAAUUGUGAAUGAGGGCCAGUCUAACUGGUGAGUUGGCACACUUCCUAUGGUAAAAUCGUGUGUUUGAUUCUUUGUGACAAAUGGCAUUCCUUCUAGUGAUGGCAAUUUGA
Linum tenue is the source of this 2394-nucleotide messenger RNA. NCBI's taxonomy places the organism in Eukaryota, Viridiplantae, Streptophyta, Magnoliopsida, Malpighiales, Linaceae. The record is from the annotation of a GenBank genome assembly.